Messenger RNA from Marmota monax (woodchuck), 1834 nucleotides. RefSeq names its product proline rich 15 (gene Prr15). The transcript has 2 exons. Lineage: Eukaryota; Metazoa; Chordata; Mammalia; Rodentia; Sciuridae. Bases 813 to 1193 code for a protein of 126 amino acids. The record is from RefSeq and is a predicted model, not a curated record.
GCCUCCACCAUUUAUUACCAAGUAGGAGUGGGUCCAGCAAGCGACGCAGCACAGCUUUUCUCCAAUCAGACUCCACAAGGGUGGCGCCACGUCUGCGACCAGAUCCAAUCUCGUCCCCUGAAGGGAGGGAACGCGAAGUGCCUACCUGCACCUGUGGCAGCGGUGACCGCCUCCUGUUUUUCCCCCCUCCCGCUGCCGCUGGGUUCUGGUUUCUCCAAUCACUUGGCGAAUAACCAGCAGGUGGGCAGAUGUCUUUUCGCUUUCCUACCAAAGCGUAGGAAGGCUUAAUGCGCCAGAGCGAGCAGCUGGGGUCCCACCUCUGGGCGCUUCCCGAGCGGUUCUAUCCGGGAAGAGGGACUUGCCUUAGAAUGUAAAGCUACUGAAUCAGGCGAGGCUGCUGGGUUCUUCACCUGGGGCAAAGAAUCCCACAGUUCCUCGGACCGACUGAGCCCGGAGCUGCCUCCGCACUGCUCAGAAGUUGGAGGUGCCAGAGACCAGCAGCAGCACUUAGUUAAGCUUCGCUGCAGGGAUUGUUUGGUUCGGUUUCCAGCAACGGAAUCCCUACAAGACCACGCGAAGGGACACCACGCCCCAACUUCAGGUACCCCCCGAGCGUGUCCCCUUAGUGCUCUCUGUCGUGAGUGCUGAGCGGGCCCGCGGUGUCCUGGAACCAAGCAGGGAUUGCCUUGGCUCCCAUCCCGCAGCCCGCAUAGAAGCCUGGGAAAGAGGUGGGGAGAGACCUUCGGGAGUGAGGGCCGCUGCAGUUGAAGCCCUUCCCCACGAGGGGCGCCCCAGUCCCCGGCUGGCGGACCAUGGCCGACAGCGGUGGCACCGGCAGCUCUGGGCCCUGGUGGAAAUCGCUAACCAACAGCAAGAAGAAAAGCAAGGAAGCCACGGUGGGGGCGCAGCCUCUGGCCCAGCCAGACCCGGAGGAGCCCAACCCGCCCAGCCCAGAAUGGACUAGCAGCUCCCAAGAGAACCAGCACCCCAAUGUCCUUGCGGGCGCCAGCGAGUCCCCCAAGCCAGACAAAUUGUGUGGGGAGAAAUCUGGCAACAGCCGCCGCAAUUUGAAGAUCUCGAGAUCUGGCCGCUUUAAGGAGAAGAGGAAAGUGCGUGCCACGCUGCUUCCAGAGGGAGACAGGUCCCCAGAGGAGGCGGACUUCCCUGAUGAUGCCCAGGAGGACAAGCAAUAGCUGGAGUGAGCACUCUAAGGCUUGUCUCUUUUCCCACAAUAAUCCCAGAACCCAGUUCCAUACCUGAGAAUUCUGACCCAGCCCCCUAUUUGGUGUCUCACCCCACCAUAUUCAUAAUAUUCACCCGAGGCCUCCAAGAUUUUAUUUUUCUGGAAAUUGAAGUGUCAAUUGAGUUCUCAAUAUUUCAUGACUCAAAGAUGCAUUAAGUAUUUAUUUGUGGUAAGAGAAGAUACAUGCCUCUGAAGAAGUUGGCAUAAUUAUUAUUUUUUCCCCAAGGAGCUGUUUUGGGGCAUUUGCCCUUGUUCUUGUCAUCUAUGGGAGUGAGAGUGACGGAGCGGGCCUUCUUUCAGAGAAAGUAGCUGAACUUGAACUCUGCAGCCCUCAAAUGAGGAAGGCUGCACUUAUUGAAGAUUCUGAAGACUUUCUCGGGAACAUCAGAUCUCAGUGCUGUUUUUAAUGCCUGAGAAAUGCACUUCAGGGAUACUUCCAUAGACUUACACCUUAAGUGAAGGGGUGGGGAGGGAAGAAGCAGUAAGUAGAAACAUUUCAAAGUGAGGCAGUAUUGCUUCAAAAAUAGAACUACAAAACCGAACAGCAUAUUUUAGUGUGGAUUAUUAAAAUUGUUGCACUGUAAGACUUAA